GCGAUCUGCCCACUGCGUGCCGGACCCCUUGCCAGCUUGCUAAGCCUCGCGGCUGACAGAGAAAGCCAGCACACAGGGCUGUGUGCGAGCGAAACGCUGCCAACCAUGGCUGCGGCGAUCGCGAAGAAGAGGGCUCUGCAGCUGACGAACGUUCUAGAAAACGGGGAAACCGAGUUCAACUUCGGCUACGCCAAGAGGAUGAGCGACGGRAAGGGAAUCRCGUUCGGRUGCCUGAGGUGGAGGACAGGAUUUGGAGAUGGGYUGUCUAUCAUCCAGUCGUAYGCUCGGGCGAAGCCGGGAACGGCGCUGGCCAGGUACUUGCCGGCGAUGGAGGCGAUCAAAAGGAGCAAGGAGCCCGGCAAGCUGACGGGGAUGGACGGGUUCGAAGCGGCGGUGUCYCAGGCGGCAASCCGGGAUCCCAUCUUCAGAUCCAUCCAGAGAGACGAAGUGGACGAGCUUUAUUGGCUGCCUUCGCAAGGUCGGGCGCAAUCGCUGGGCCUGCGAUACGACUUAUCAAAGAGCCUGCUUUACGACACGUGGGUGCAGCACGGUCAGGAGGACAAGCCCGGUCGUGCCGCACUCGGCACAGACACCAUCAUCGAGAUGACAAACAACGCCACGUCACGUCCCGCAGGGCGAGGCGGAGCUGCCGAGCGCGAUUGGGUGUUGGCAUUCUUGGACAGCAGGCAAUACGCCCUGGCCACUGCCCAAGGACUGUGGAGGAACUGGCGAUCGACGGUCAAGAGGAUCGACGUCUAUCGUCAGCUCAUUGCCGCUGGAGCGUGGAACUUCGACCGUCCGAUCGUUCUCGGUUCGGCACCACGGAGCAGCAACUCAUGGAACGUUGCGGAGAGCUCCUUCGGCAAUCACUGCAUCUCUUGAAAUGCAAUCGGCAUGCGUUAGUAAUGUAAUGCCUAUCUAUCUG
Molecule: messenger RNA, 925 nt
Organism: Chara braunii
Lineage: Eukaryota; Viridiplantae; Streptophyta; Charophyceae; Charales; Characeae
Source: the annotation of a GenBank genome assembly